AUGAAGUUAGGUGUCAACCGUAGUAACGGGCACAUUUGGUCUCUUACGUCAUGGACAUGCGUUAACUACCCACCGCCGGGGCCUUUCAUCCUAGAUUGGGACCCAACUGCCCGCCAAUUGGAAAUUCGGAGAGAAGGGGUGGUUUAUUGGAGAAGCGGAAACUAUAGUGCUACAAACAACAGAUUCCAAAACAUUUUGCCGAAUGCAAAGGUUAGCUACAAGUUUAGCAUUGUUUCAAAUGAGAAUGAAGACUACCUCACUUACACUUCAGAAGAUGAUCAGUGUGGAGGCUACAACACAGAUGGAGUAGGGUGCCAGACAACUGGCCGGCCAACUACUUGUAUGGCGGAUUUCGGCAGUCCAUUUGGGCUAAAAAAAGGUUCCUUUAAACCAAUCACCUCAAGUUCAGCUUCAAGAUGCCCAUACUCGCUCAACUUUGUAUCAAAUGGAAGUCACAGUGGUACUAGUAUUGACUGUAACAAUACUUGUUUGCAAAACUGUGACUGCCUUGGAUUCGACUUUCUAUUUGAUAAUCAGACUGGAUGCCGAUUUUGGAGUGUGGACUGUGAGUUCGUUGUAGACCGCACUCAACCUGGUAAUGCAAGCAAUUUGGUUUUGACAAAGCUAAUGCCAACAGCAAAAUCACCACCAAGCAAAAGUGGUGCAACCCAUAAAUGGAUUUGGAUUGGGGUUGCUAUUAGUGCUGCUCUAGUGAUAAUGGCCUUUUCCAUCUUGUGCUAUCUACGAAGAAGAAUAAGAAAAUCUACACUUUCAGAUCCGAUCCACCAGGAUCAAUUGCUCAACUUCAAGAGGCCUACUGAUUUGAAUGUACUUCAAAAUGAUGGAAAGAUGGGACAUGAUUUGAGCGUAUUUAGCUAUGCAUCUGUAAUGGCUGCCACAAUCAACUUCGCUGAUGAAAACAAGCUUGGAGAAGGGGGCUUUGGACCUGUUUAUAAGGGGAAAUUGGCAACGGGACUAGAAAUACAUACAAACCUUGUCCAGCUUUUUGGAUUUUGCAUUCACGGUGAAGAGAGGAUGUUGAUAUAUGAGUACAUGCCAAACAAAAGUCUGGACUAUUUUUUAUUUGAUUCAAUCAGAGGUGUUUUUCUGGAUUGGAGCAAGCGUUUCAGCAUAAUUGAAGGAAUCGCUCAAGGAUUCCUUUAUUUGCACAAAUUCUCAAGAACAAGAGUAGUUCAUAGAGAUCUAAACGCUAGUAACGUACUACUUGAUGAAAAUAUGAACUCCAAAAUUUCAGAUUUUGGUAUGGCAAGGAUUUUCUCCAUUAAUGAUCUGGAAGCAAAUACUAGUAGGAUUGUUGGGACACGUGGUUACAUGCCUCCUGAGUACGCAAUGGAAGGAAUUUUCUCUACAAAAUCCAAUGUCUACAGUUUUGGAGUGUUAGUGCUUGAAAUCAUAAGUGGUCGGAGAAACAAUAGCUUCUACAAUGAUGAUCGCGCCAUCAGUUUAGUAGGAUAUGCAUGGGAGUUGUGGAAAGAAGGCGCAGGGCUACAACUAAUGGUUCCAGCACUAGCUGAUUCGUGUACUAACAAAGAUAAACUGUUAAGAUGCGUUCAAGUUGGUCUUCUAUGCGUGGAGGAUAGUGCAGCGAAUCGACCUACCAUGUCAGAUGUGCUCUCCGGGUUGACAAAUGAAAGCUCACCAUUACCUGCACCUACAAAACUAGCAUUUUCUACCGAUAGACAUGCGGUCAUCAGUAGUAUAGUUGAGAAGGAACCACAAAUUUUAUCUGUAAAUGAUGUGACCAUUUCUGAUUGUGAUGGACGUUAA
Rosa chinensis is the source of this 1788-nucleotide messenger RNA. RefSeq names its product G-type lectin S-receptor-like serine/threonine-protein kinase At1g67520. Gene Ontology annotation, biological process: protein phosphorylation. The transcript has 9 exons. Lineage: Eukaryota; Viridiplantae; Streptophyta; Magnoliopsida; Rosales; Rosaceae. Gene Ontology annotation, molecular function: ATP binding; protein kinase activity. The coding region runs from base 1 to 1788 and encodes 595 amino acids. The record is from RefSeq and is a predicted model, not a curated record.